Molecule: messenger RNA, 3831 nt
Organism: Lepisosteus oculatus (spotted gar)
Lineage: Eukaryota; Metazoa; Chordata; Actinopteri; Semionotiformes; Lepisosteidae
Gene: poldip2
Product: polymerase (DNA-directed), delta interacting protein 2
Biological process (GO): error-free translesion synthesis
Cellular component (GO): mitochondrial nucleoid; nucleus
Molecular function (GO): DNA binding
Source: RefSeq, a predicted model, not a curated record
AAAAUGCAUUUUCACGGGAUAACAUAGCCACGACACAGGAUUGGUUAUGAAUAAGAUUUAUUUAGAUUGAAUCGGUUGGGGCUUUUCCUGAGCAACUGAUCAGCCUGACCGAGAACAGGCCGCGCAGCUGUGUCCGAAACAAAGAUGGCGGCCUGCGUGCUCCGACGGGGUUUGCUGUCAUCAGUGGCAAAGUACAAUAAGAAACACACAAUCAGAGUUUUAAGUUUUGAAUACAGUAGCAAACACGAAGUAAACAAAUUUCGGUUACCAUGCUCAACUUGUAGUUUGUUUAGUACGCAGCAGGCACGAUUCCUGUCGUCAAGAAACCGACCAGAGGGCAAAGUUUUAGAGACAGUGGGAGUUUUUGAGGCGCCAAAGCAGCAUGGCAAAUAUGAGACAGGCCAGUUAUUUCUACACAGUGUGUUUGGGUACAGAGGGAUAGUGCUGUUUCCCUGGCAUGCCAGGCUGUAUGAUCGGGAUGUGACUCCACCAGCCACAGAAAGCAAACCAGAAACCCCAGGCAAUCAUGGUUCAAAGGAAGUCAAAGGCAAGACGCACACCUACUACCAGGUUCUGAUCGACACCAGGGACUGUCCUCACAUAUCGCAGAGAUCUCAGACUGAAGCGGUGACGUUUCUUGCCAACCAUGAUGACAGCAGGGCUCUCUAUGCCAUUCCAGGUCUAGACUACGUGAGUCACGAGGACAUUCUGCCUUAUAGCUCUACAGACCAGAUUCCCAUUCAGCAUGAACUGUUUGAGCGCUUCCUCAUGUACAACCCAUCUAAAUCCCCACCUUUCAUCGCAAGAGACACACUGCGUGCCUGGCAGGAGAAGAAUCAUCCGUGGCUGGAGCUGUCGGACGUACAUCGAGAGACAACUGAGAACAUCCGUGUCACUGUCAUACCCUUCUACAUGGGCAUGAGGGAAGCUCAGAAUUCACAUGUUUAUUGGUGGCGAUACUGUAUCCGCUUGGAAAACCUGGGGAAUGAAGUGGUCCAGCUGAGGGAGAGACACUGGAGGAUAUUCAGCCUGUCUGGGACCCUGGAGACUGUGAGGGGUCGAGGGGUUGUAGGAAGGGAACCAGUAUUGUCCAAAGAUCAGCCAGCAUUUCAGUACAGCAGCCAUGUCUCCUUGCAGGCUCCCAGUGGCCACAUGUGGGGCACUUUUCGCAUUGAGAGGACAGAUGGCUCUAAUUUUGAUGUGCGUAUACCCCCCUUUUCCCUGGAGAGCAACAAAGACGACAAAGCGCCCCCUGCUGGGUACAGCUGGUAGAGAACCACAAGACAAGAAAGCAUAGAAUCAUAAUAGUAAUGCCAAACAAGUUUUAUUUUUUCCUAUUUUGUUUCUCAAAGUUUCAGUAUAAGUAAGUAAUUUCAUAACUUAUGCUUAAGGGUUAGUGUGGUAAUCAAAGCAUUUACAAUAGUAAUGCUAACCAACACAUUUCCUUGUUGCUGCCUUUUGUUUGGCAUGUUUUAGAUUUUGGUUUCUUGUAGAAGUGUUCAAAGGCUGUAGAGGGUGUAUUGUUGUUGUUGUUGUUCAACACAGUCUGCUGUGUUCCUGAGUGAUAUAACCCUCAGCACAGUGCAGAGUAUUCUACCCCUGUACACAAAAAAAACAAGCCUCUCUUUAAUGCAUUGUAUUUCAAACAUUGUAAUAUUGUAUUCUUAAGUGAGAAUAGUGAAAUAGAAAAGGUUGUUUCUGGAUUGGAGGGUUGAAAUGCUGUGGACAGUGUACUGGGUUACAUCAUUUGAGAAUGAGGUGAAAGCUGCCUCAUGCAAAGUGAAUGUCCUCUCUGACUCCAGAUGUUUUAAAAAUCCUUCAUCUUUGAAAAGAUGUGAACAAACGUUUUCUUAAAUAAUACUAUCAUAAGGAAUGUAGUUAGUGUUAAUAUUUGAGGUUAUAUGAUGUAUUGCUUGGUAACCUUUAAAAGAUACAUUAUUUAUUUCAUCAUGCUUUAGUUCGGGAUGGACUGGGAAAUAAAGUAGGUGAUCAUAGAUGACUAUUCUGCCAACACUGGAGUCUGAACAUCUAAGGGUAGUAGUGUAGUACAGGAGAAAGAGGUGAAUUAGUCUCAUUUGCAAUAUUCUCUUACAAAUAAAAACUUCUUUCUACAUAUUUAAAAGCUAAGGCAAUACAUUGAUCUACUGAUAAUUCCAAAUUAGUUCAAGGUUUACAUCCUGGAGAUUUAUAUUUGAGCUCUUUCACUGACCUCAUUUUGAAUCAUUAGCCAUGUGAUGGAGAACAUCUAUUUGAGCUGCUGUGUAACUAAAGUAAUUUAGUCUAAUUGUUUCAAUGUAAUCUACAGAACCAUGUGUACUGCCAUAUUGUUUUUAAUCAUUUUAUGAUUGUCAUAAUUAUUCAAUGCAUUGCCUUAGUUAUGGCCUCAGAGUUGUUACUUGGAAGUGUUCUAUUGCAGUAAAUGAAAGGGAAAAUGAGAAUGCUCAGGGUAAGAUACAAGUUCCAGUGUAUAGCCUAUGGCACUUCUCUUUAGUGUGUUUAAAAUGCUGUGCACAAUUAAGAUGAUGUGCACAUAAAAGAUGUUGGCAGUAAAAAGGACAUUUCUCCUAGAACUAUUGAGCAGGACCGUUGCUGGUUCUCUUUGUAAGAAAGUGUUGGACUUCUGAAAUACACAGGCUGUGCUGUUCUGAUUUCACAGGCUAGUAAUGUUUGUAGGGGAAAAGUAUAAGUUACAACCUUCACUGUUCAUACUUCCGGCUUCUGAAUGAGGUUACUUACGGGCCUGUGUAAAUGUGUGAUUUAGCCGAAACUGAAUGUUUACAAUGCCUAUAUUUGAAUUCAGGGUGUUAUGUACAAGUUUUUUAAGAAGGAAAGAAAAAUAAAAAGCAUGUCACAUUUGUAACAAAAUGUCCUGAAGUUGUUUUUAUUGAUAUUUUUAUAUCGAGCUAUGUCCUUCACCAGUGCAGUUUUUUAAACUAAACAGAUGUAGUUAAAAACCUGUGAUUAGAGUUUAUGGUUUAGAUACUCAGUCCCUUGAGUCAAGACUUUGUAAAAGUACCUUUUGGGCCAACUACAGCUUUGAGCUUCUUGGGUAUGUCUGUAUCAGCUUUAGUAUAGAUUUGGGGAUUUUUACUCAUUUGUCCUUGCAGAUGUGCUCAACUUCUGUCAAGCUGAAUGGAGAACAUCAGUGAACCACAAGCAUCAAGCCCUUUUACAGGUUUUUAGUGGGAUUCAGGUCUGGACUCUUGCUAGGCCACUCAUUGAAUUCUCCUUGUUUUGAAGAAUCUCCAGUGUCACUUUGUAUACUUGGGUGUUUAUUCUCCUGUUGGAACAUAAUGGGGUGAAGAUUGUACGAUCUUUUGUUGACUGAUCACAUUAAGGAAGAGGGGAGAAGAAGAAAUAAGAGAGAGGAGUCUGGAGAAAUUGGGACUUGAAGCUUGUGCCAGGCGAGAGCCCCGACUUCAUGAUCAUCCAAACCAAACCUGACUGGAGCUGAGUAUUUGAAUCUUGUUGGAGAGAGCAUGCUAUUCUGUUAGAAUAUUCAAGUUCUAUUAGAGAACUUGGGUUUCCUGGGUAAAACAUACCUCAGAAAUAUCUUUCUUACUAAGGGUUCAUUUUUAUGGAUAGGGAUAUAGGCUCCCAUUUAUUCUGUGGCAUCCAGGGUGCAGAUGGAGAUUUAAUUGCAAGUUGCAUUGUAUUUAGUUAGAAGGCAGCUUAUGUGGCCUCUGUAGGCAUUUGGAGUUUAAUACGUAGUAGCCAUCUGGGGUUUCCUGGGUGACCAGCAUGUCAGGCCUCUAAAAUGCCUUGUUUGUAAAUACUGUACAUAGAGUAAUUUGUUUGUUUUGUCAUUGAAAUAAAUAUUUGUUUAACCAA